AUGGCGUCGUCAGAUGUGCGCGAAGACGGUUUCCCAGUCCCCAGUCGUCGCGCCUCUGGCCUUGUCAAUGGCGUCGCAACCGAGGUCACGUCAUUGAGCUUCUCGGACAGGAUCUUCGUCACCAUCAGCCAAGAGGGCCGACUCUCACAAUGGGUGCAAGUGCCGCUGACUGGCUCUGCGGCAGGCCUCGUUGAGAUGACACUGCCUACGGCGAGCCAUGGCCUCAUGCCAUCCACGCACCUGACGCCCAAGACGCUCCUAGGAGGUGGGGGAGACGACAGGGAAACGCUCGGACAGCUUUACGCCGCACAAAUCGCCAGCCGCUUGUCGUUGCAGUCACCGGAGGAUCGGAGGACACUCGUGCUGGGCUUGGGACUUAUCAAGGUUGACACUGAGCGGGAGGCUUUCUUUGACCUGUUUGAGCUGGCUCAAAAGGUGUUGUGA
This is a messenger RNA of Purpureocillium lilacinum, 444 nucleotides long. RefSeq lists its product as uncharacterized. The record is from RefSeq and is a predicted model, not a curated record. Gene Ontology annotation, biological process: proteasome assembly. Lineage: Eukaryota; Fungi; Ascomycota; Sordariomycetes; Hypocreales; Ophiocordycipitaceae.